Messenger RNA from Ochlerotatus camptorhynchus, 4046 nucleotides. It is a transcript of the gene Sarm, whose product is annotated as sterile alpha and armadillo motif. Gene Ontology annotation, cellular component: dendrite. NCBI's taxonomy places the organism in Eukaryota, Metazoa, Arthropoda, Insecta, Diptera, Culicidae. Gene Ontology annotation, biological process: negative regulation of MyD88-independent toll-like receptor signaling pathway; signal transduction; response to axon injury. The coding region runs from base 678 to 4040 and encodes 1120 amino acids. The record is from RefSeq and is a predicted model, not a curated record. Gene Ontology annotation, molecular function: NAD+ nucleosidase activity; protein binding; signaling adaptor activity. The transcript has 9 exons.
UCACUCAACAAGCGCCGAGCGUAGUGGAAGCAUCCCGCGAAUCGUGCUUCGAAUAACGCAUGACAUAUUUCAAAUAGUUUAACCGUAAUCCGGGUUUGUCUGGCUCUACAACGACGACCAGAUUUUUAACUUUCGAACGAAUAAUUUUCACGGCAACAAAUUUGUGUGACAUUCGAGUGUUCAAACGGGCGAUUAUGUCUGUCGUUCAAGCAAGUCGUUCUUACAUGAUUAAUGCAGAGCGUUGAGCAAUUCUGUUUCGAGUGAAUGUUGGAGGAAGCCAUAAAGAGUACAAGAUUGAAGUGCCAGAUUAAAAUAAAUUAGCGACAAGAAGAAAAAACGCACGCGCGCGCAAGCCCGGAGGCUGUGUAGUGGAAUAUGCUUGGCAUAAAUUUCAAGCGAAAGUGAAUGAAGACUCGAAAAUUGAAAUAGAUGCGGCGUUUAUGAAUGUCCAAUUGUAGAAAAUAAUACGUUCCAGCAAAGAAUAAUUUCCUGGCAAAACGAGCUUCGGAUCUCAGUUAAUUUUUUUAAAUUGAUAAAUUCUUGUCGAAGUGAGCUGAUAAAUUCCGUGACGACAAACGACGAUCAGUGUGCACGAUCUCGACGAAAGAUCAAAGAAGAAGAAGAAGAAUAUAUAAGUGUUAUCGCAAACGACGGGAAAGUGCUCCCCAGGACCAAAAAUGGUAAUCAAUCAGCCAAGACAAUCCAUAGCAAGACUUAGAUCGCAGUUCCUGCAUCCACACCGCGAGAUGUCCGACUUGGCCGACACGGACAGCAGCAACACAGACCAUGGGACGCCCACGCUCCCGCCGCAUCGCCUCGGUAAGAAUCUGUUCAAUACCAAUGCAUCAUCAUCGUCAUCGCUAGCAGCGACGGGAUCGACGACGGGUUCAAUGAUGUCCAAUGCCAGCAUCAACUCAUCGCAGGAGCUCCUGAACACCGCCUCCAGCAGCAAAAGCUCCAAAGUGUCGUCUUCAACGAACAGCAACACUAUCACAACUUCAAAGAUGGCCAAAACUUUAUCGACACAACGGCUGACCACAUCCUUAUCGUCUUCAUCUUCCAAAUCAACGUCCACUUCGGCAGCUGCCGUCAAGCAUGACCUCGGUGAAAUAAAAAACUCAAUGGCCGAGAUUGAAAACAUAGUUGGCCACAGCAGGGCUUCACAGAUUUCCACAUCCACAUCAACGUGCUCAUCGUCUUCCAAAACGACAUCCUCAGAGUCAUCGGCGAGCACGAUGAAAAAAUUAGGCUCCUCCAAUAUGGGCGAACUUCAGAAGCGAUUACGAGCCUCGAUGGACAGUCUGGACGAGCCCCGGUCGGAGUACCAGGUGACACACCCGGACUCGGACGGGGAACAGUAUGGUAGUAUGGUAGUGAAAACCCCCAAUGGAGUUGUGCAAAACGGACAAGUGGCCAUAAACGGAUCGGUGGAUAUGGUAAAAUUCGAGCAGAAAAAGACAACCUCAGAGUCAAAAACAAAGGUAGUGAAGGAUGGUGUUAGCAGUGAACAGGCGACAAUGAACUCCGCGCAGAUGAAACAACUGCAUGCAGGGGACGUUCAGUACAAAGAGGAAGCGGCUCUGGCGGCUAUGAGCAACACAAUGGAAAUGGAUGGGUUAAAAACCGAGGAGAAAGGCGCCACACUGAAGGAAGCACGAUCCCUGAAGAUGGGCGAUUUCCAGCAGGCCGAAGCGAAUAAUAUUGCAGCGCACAGUGUGAAAGUGUCGAGUGAUCAUUUCAGUUCGGAGAAGAAAGCCAUCGCGCAGGCACAGCAGCGACAAACGGUGACAGCUUCAGGAGUGUUCAACCAAGAAACAAGCGUAUCGGCAGCAACUCAAUCGAACUUCUCCUCCCACAGUAUGGUCAGUUCUUCCUCGCAGAUGAGCACCCAUACCUCGUCCAUGAACGGUACCAUGAACGGAAGCUUCCCCAGUUUCGAAGAUUUGGAAUGUCUUGCCAGCAAUCCGAUGGAUAUUGAGAAUGUUAUACACAAGUAUUCGAAUCAUUUGACGGAUUACGUCAAGAAUCUACAGCAACAUGAGCAGAUACAAAUGGCGCCAAGUCUUUUGAACGAAAUGAACGAAAUCAUACAACGAGCCUGGGCUGUUCCAACUCAUGGUCAUGAGCUGGGGGCAAGCCUCUGUGAUACAUUACGAAAAACUGGAGGAUUGGAUUUACUCAUGAAGAACUGCGUUGACAACGAUUCAGCGGUACAAUUUUCAUCGGCGAAACUGUUGGAACAAUGCCUCACUACGGAAAAUCGAUCGCACGUGGUUAAAAAUGGUCUCGACAAGGUGGUAAAUGUGGCAUGUGUAUGUACUAAAAACAGCGGAACGGACCAUUCACGGGUUGGCACAGGAAUCCUGCAACAUCUGUUCAAACAUAGCGAGGAUACAUGUUCCAAUGUGAUUCGAUUGGGAGGUCUGGAUGCAGUCCUAUUCGAAUGCAGGAAAAACGACGUGGAAACGUUGAGACACUGUGCCGGAGCCUUGGCCAACCUGUCUCUCUAUGGUGGUGCAGAAAAUCAAGAGGCUAUGAUCAAUCGAAAAGUGCCCUCUUGGCUAUUCCCACUUGCUUUCCACCACGACGAAAAUAUAAAAUACUACGCUUGUCUUGCGAUUGUUGUGCUGGUAGCGAAUAAAGAAAUCGAAGCCGAAGUGAUCAAGUCCGGGACGCUAAACCUUGUGGAACCCUUCGUUACGUCGCACAACCCGUCCGAAUUCGCUAAAUCUAAUUUGGCACAUGCCCACGGUCAAAGCAAGCACUGGUUGCAGAAACUGGUUCCCGUAUUAAGCUCGAAACGAGAAGAAGCACGAAACCUAGCAGCAUUCCAUUUCUGCAUGGAAGCAGGAAUCAAAAAGGAACAAGGCAAUACGAAUAUUUUCAAAGAAAUUGGUGCUAUCGAGCCGCUCAUCAGAGUUGCAAGUUCGCCGAACGCCAUCGCCUCAAAGUUUGCAGCUCAAGCGCUGCGGCUAAUCGGUGAAGAAGUACCGCACAAACUGUCUCAACAGGUGCCCCUGUGGUGCUCCGAGGACGUACGGGAAUGGGUUAAACAAAUCGGAUUCUCCGAAUAUGAGCACAACUUUUUUGACUCCAAAGUCGAUGGCGACCUCUUACUGCAGUUGACCGAAAACAACCUUCGGGAAGAUAUUGGCAUCACAAAUGGUAUCAGACGGAAGCGGUUCGAACGUGAACUGCAAAAUCUAAAGAGAAUGGCAGACUACAGCUCUCGAGAUCCCGACAAUUUGCAUAUGCUGCUGUACAAAAUUGCUCCCGAGUACACCAUCUACACCUAUUCCAUGCUGAAUGCCGGAGUCGAUCUGGAGUCUAUAAGAAAUUUGGAUGACGACCAGCUGAUAACCGAAUGCGGAAUUUCCAAUUCCAUCCACAGGGCACGAAUUUUCAACGCCAUCAAGAACAACGAGACUUCUUCGCUGACGUUGGAGAAAAGCGCCGAAAAGAGCCUGGACGUGUUCGUCAGCUAUCGGAGAAGCAACGGUUCCCAGUUGGCCAGUUUGCUGAAGGUCCAUCUCGAGCUGAGAGGUUUCUCCGUGUUCAUCGACGUGGAACGGCUCGAAGCCGGCAAGUUCGAUAACAACCUGCUGCAAAGCAUCCGCCAUGCGAAGCACUUUCUGCUGGUGUUGACACAAAAUGCUCUGGAACGGUGCGUCGAUGACGUCGAUGGCAAGGAUUGGGUUCACAGGGAAAUCGUUGCGGCCCUCAACUCCGACUGCAACAUCAUCCCAAUCAUCGACAACUUCCAGUGGCCUGAACCGGAGCGCCUGCCGGAAGAUAUGCGAGGAGUUUGUCACUUCAACGGGGUCAGAUGGAUCCACGACUACCAGGAUGCGUGCGUGGACAAACUGGAAAGGUUCAUGCGCGCUGAAUCCAACACCCGUUGCAGUUCGACGGAUCACUUCCGCAACCUGCUGAACCGACCGGCCGGUGAUUCAACGCCCACAACGCCAACCAUGUAUCAACGUAUGCACAGCAAUGAAUCCGGCAAGAGCAGCGACAAAGAAAAUCGUAACUACGAAUGACUAGAU